AUGAGCGCUGAGCAUGGACAGCAGCAGCAGUCUGGGGGCCGAAGGGGCCGUAGUUCUGGUGAUAAGAAGUCCAGAAGGCGUAGCCGGCGCAAGGAAACCUACUCAAUGUAUAUCUACAAGGUGCUAAAGCAGGUGCACCCAGACAUCGGCAUCUCUUCCAAGGCCAUGAGCAUCAUGAACUCGUUUGUGAAUGAUGUGUUUGAACGGCUGGCUGGCGAGGCUGCCCGGCUGGCCCAGUACUCAGGCCGAACCACACUGACAUCCCGGGAAGUCCAGACGGCAGUGCGUCUGCUGCUGCCUGGGGAGCUGGCCAAGCACGCCGUAUCCGAGGGCACCAAGGCCGUCACCAAGUACACCAGCUCCAAGUGA
Messenger RNA from Neomonachus schauinslandi (Hawaiian monk seal), 369 nucleotides. RefSeq names its product histone H2B type 2-E1. Gene Ontology annotation, molecular function: DNA binding; structural constituent of chromatin; protein heterodimerization activity. The transcript has 2 exons. NCBI's taxonomy places the organism in Eukaryota, Metazoa, Chordata, Mammalia, Carnivora, Phocidae. Bases 1 to 369 code for a protein of 122 amino acids. The record is from RefSeq and is a predicted model, not a curated record. Gene Ontology annotation, cellular component: nucleosome.